Messenger RNA from Lymnaea stagnalis (great pond snail), 5415 nucleotides. The record is from the annotation of a GenBank genome assembly. Lineage: Eukaryota; Metazoa; Mollusca; Gastropoda; Lymnaeidae.
AGUCAGCCCAUCAUUGUUAUGGCAACGCAGCAUGCGCAUGUGUUUUUCGCUAGUUCCGGUCACGUAAUUCCUAACAUGUUUCUGUCAAUAACUUGUUAUUUGGUAGCCUGUCUGAUCCUGCUAACAAACGACCUUUACCUUCGCUCAUAAUUAAAUAGUGCCAGGCGGUCUAUUUAAACCUUGUCUUGAAGAUAUAAAGACUGUUAAGAUUAAAUACUACUACUAAAACAAAUUAAUUUUGGGGCUUGCUUAGUCUUGGUUUUAAUUCUAAGCAAAUUGCAAAUCGAACAAUUUUGCAAGAUGUGCAUGAAAGUUAAAUGCAGCAAAUGUGGAAAGUUCACUUGGUCAGGUGAGUCUGCGUGAUGCCACAAUGGAUGGCUUGACUUGAAGUUUUAGUUUUGUAUUUUAUUAUUGAACUAUUUAUAAAUACCUUAAAUGCCCUAAAUAACAACGUAUGAUUUACGUCUACUAGAAUAACUUAAAAAUUUAAUAAUUUAAAUUUAAAUUAAGGUCAUUAAGGAAUUAGGGAGGCAAGGACCAAUUAAAAGUUAUAUAUAAUAUAAUAAGAAGAACUAGGAUACCCAAUAACUCAUGAUAAUUUAAUGCAUUUUUAAUUUUAUAACACAAUAGACAAUACAUGAGGAACUGUAGACAAUACAUGAUGAGGAACUGUAUUACCCCUUAUAGUACCAGGCGUGUCUUUUUGCAGUGACCUACUUUUUCUGUGUGACCCAAGCGCGUCUUUUUUUCACUAGCCAAUCGUUUUUCCUGUGGCCCAAGCGCGUCUAUUUGCCAUAUAGAGGGGUAUCUAAUAUAAACACAGAAAUGAGGAUAUAACCUUUCACCACAGUCUUGGGCAGAAUGUUUAUUCGUUAUGGGAAUAGUCUAAUUUUAAUUUGCCUUUUAAAUUAUGAAAAUCAACCGAUUACUGACUUUUUUGUGCGGAUCUGUAUUUUUUGUUUCGAAGUCCUAGCGCUAUUGUUGACAUCUUAGAGGUGUAUCUAAUAUAAACACAAAAACGAGGAUAUAACCUUUCACCACACGCUCGGGCAGAAUGUUUAUUUGUUAGGGAAAAAGUCAAUUUUUAAUUUGCCUUUUAAAUUAUGAAAAUCUACCAAUUACUGAUUUUUUUUUGUGGAUCUAUAUUUGUUGUUUCCAUGGUGCUACCUAGUGCUAUUGUUGAUGACAACUUAAGCCCACUUGAUGAAACCUUUUGUUCUGAGACUACUAUUGAGCUUUAAUUGGGAUUAGAUGAUUCUGAUCCUGAUAAGAAAGAAGGGGAUGAAAUUGUAGAAGGAAAUAGGCCUACUAUAGCUCCACCUUUACAUCUACGGGAGCCUGUAGUUUUGACGGAUUUUAGACUAGUGUUAACGUAGAUAUUGAUUUAGUAAGAUUGACUGGACACUGCUAGCCACACAAUCCCCUAGUGUGCCAUUCCAAUGAAAAGUUUAAACAAAACACAUUUAUAUUUUUAACACCCUUAUCCAUUUCUGAACAGAUAACUCUCCACAUGUUAUUAUCAAUUGUUUAAAACAAAAAAAAUGACAAACAAAUUUGCACACCUAUCAAAUUUUGGCUCAUUCCAAAAUAAUGUCUGGGCCACAGGGAAUAAUUAGCAAAGGGUCGUAGCAUUAGGAAGGUUGAGAACCACUGAUCUAGAAAUUUUGCAAGAAGACUCAACGACCGCAUCGUCCUCUUCCCUGUCAUAAUUUCAGUUGGUACAUGCUCGUUUCCCUCAACUGAAACUUGUGGAUCUACAGUGACACACUGGUAAAAAAAUGAAAAUCCAACUUACAGUUUCAUAUAAUACACUUUUACUUUUACACACUUUAUUUCAUGUUAAAAAAAAAAAAAAAAUUGCCAGCAAAUCAAUAAAAUAGUUAAACCCAUUUUCCCAAUUGACAAAAAAUUUUAAUUUUAUAAUAAACCAACCAAUGAAAUUUUAAUGUAAAACAUACCAUUGUCAUAUUAAGGAAAAGUUAAUUCAUGUAACAAGACAAAGAUGAAAAAAAAGGCAGAGAAUCCUACACAGACACACGUUACCCAGUAUGGCGCACAUUGACCAUAAAAAGUAAUAAGUCUACCAAUGACAGAAAUGAGUUGGAAAUGAUUGUAGUUUGUAGGUUAAAUUAAAUACUAAUUUGUACCUUGUACAUCCCUAAAAUUAUUCUUUUUUAUGUGUUGGGAUAUACCAGUACAAAUACACAAAUACACAAAAGUCUAUAUCUCUUUAGUAGGCUGGAACUGAAACUGUAUGUAGAAUAUAGGCUUACUUAUUAGAUUGUUUUUAUAAAGUCAGUUUGAGGUUGUACUACUACCGUACUGGAAGGACCCGGUAGUAAUAACCUAAAUAAAUGUGCCAAUAUGUCUAAUAUACCAUAUGAGCUAUGAUUUUGAUGAAUGGUAUGGACUAUUGAUGGUGUAAUAGUUUAUAAGAUAAAAUUUAAGCCUAUGAGUAUGAAUAGGGCCUUGUUAUGCCCUAUAAUAAAUACAUUACUAGUAGAGAAGAUAGUAAUUAGUAAGAAUAAACACUAAUACAUAUAUAUAGGUAGCUUCUAAAAUAGUAAAUAGAAAGGGCCUAUCGUCCUAUGUGGUAAGCCCAAAUUUUUCUGCUAAUAGUAAAACCCAGUAUUUGAAAUAGAUUGCUACUCCUUUUUUUUUUUUUUUUUUUUUUUUUUUUUUUUAUGUUUUUUAAGUUUUAAUCAAGAUUUAUAGGCCUACUGGUAAAUAAAAUUUAAAUUUUGCAUUUCUUUAAAUUUUUAUAAGAUUUAUGUGAAUAUUAAGGGUGAUGGACAUGCAUGAUAUAAAAAAUAUUUAUUUCUAUAUGACAUAGUAACCUAGUUUUUAAAAAAAAAAGGUUUCAAAUGAGAAUACAAAUAUCUUGGUUGGGUCACCCGAUAAUCUAACUUAUGGCCUCUUAUAAAUUUAAAAAUAAAAAUGCAUCCUUAGAUAUGAAAAAUGGGUGUCAUCAUGGUUUGUGAAUACCUGCUUGUAAACUUUUUAAAAACUAGCGUCCACUGCAAAUUUCUUUCUGCAGGAUGUGGAAUGCACAAAGAUCAAGUUUUAAAAGAUGUUCCACUUGAUCAGCGAUGUCAGUGUCCCCGCAGCAGCUGUCAGAUUCUGUAGCACAUUUCAGAAUAAUCUGCUUCAUGAUAGCUAUUGUGAAAUUUAAAAAAAUAUCCAAAAUACAUGUUCUAAUUUUUGUGAUAAAUACCUCUUUAACAUCACCAUCCAAUUUUUUAAAUUGUUACUUUGUGGUGAGUUGACAUCAAUUUCUGACAUGUGAGAAUCUUUUUAAGACUCGCAACUUCAUUGAGUACCAUUGCCAGUUUCUAAUAAUUAUAAUUAAUUUUAUAAUUUGAGGCGCAUACUUGAUUUUUAUGAAUUUCCGGAAAAUAAAUAAUUUAAUUCUCAAUCUGCUUUAUUACUAAUCUAGAUUGUGAUUUGGUCCCAAUUCAAAGGUUUCAUUGUAUAAUGUAUAACCUUUCUAUGCUUGAAGUUCAUCUAAGCUAUGUUUAUAUCAUAACUUUUCAGUCUCUAAACUUUCGAUGAGAUACUGGUAAAUAUUUAUAGAAAUCAAAUUUUCCUCAUUUUAGGAUGUGGAGCUCACGCCGAACAAGUCAUGGCGGAAAUUCCACCAGAGGAGAGAUGUCAAUGUCCUAAAGAAAAGAAAUAGGUUAAUGAAUUUUUUUACUUUACUCAAGGUAAAUACCGGUAAUGUGUUUUUUAAAAUUAUAUUACAGGAAGCUCACCCACGGACUUUCAAUAGUAUUCCUGAACUAUGGGAAAUAACUCCAAUUUUCUAUUAUUCUUACCGGAAAUGGAUGGGGUUUAAGAAAAAUAUAACCAAAAUAUAAUCAGCAAUGACAAAAAACUGUGGAUUUUUGACACCAUGGACAGACAAGUGAUAGAAAUUUAACAAUCGAUUACCAGUAUAUGGAUUAUAAACAAAACAAGAGCAAAACUUCUAUUUUUCUUCAUUGAAAGCAUACAGAAAGAUGCAGAAUCAUGCCAUGGCAGAAGUCAGGGUACACAUGAUUUGUUGCUGCUUAAAAAAACAAAGAGGUGUGUGUCAGGGCACAUUUGGUCGUAUCUGUCAGAUGCCCAAAAUUUAGAAUUACCAGUAAUCUCCAGGAAUGAGUUAAAAUCGGUAUAAUUGAAUAUUAGUAGCUGUAUUUCAGUUUUUACAUACCUAUAAGAGAUUACAGAGCUUUACCUCUGUAAGAUGGGCAACAAAAUAAUUGUUUACUUGUCUGUCAUUUUAAAUUGCUUUGAUUAUUCAGCUCUUAGUGUAGCUAUAUCUUAAUGUAUGUAUUUGGAUCUAUCCUAAGUGCAGAGAAUUCCAACUCUUUACCAAUAACAUUUCUUCAUUUCUACUUUCUAGAUAAAAUCGUGUAUUAAAAGCUGAUGUAAAUAAAUAUAAAAAAUGUAUCAUAUCUAUUUUCUUCAGGUUCAGUAUUCUGAAAUUCUCACAUCAGGGCUGCUUUCAAGCUAUGGGAUUGCCUUGAGGAUUCAGGCUAUUUAGGAGAUUUCCAUGGAGUUGAAUACAAAGUAUACUUGCAUUUUAAAUCUGUUCCAUUUGAAACAAAAUAAAAAUAAUAAAUGAACAAAAUAUGAAUAAUAGUCUAAAUUUAUUAUUGUCAACUCAUUUCUCUUUGUGUCAAUUUUAUUUAUGUUUACCCAGAAUUCUUAUUAAACUUCCAAUAAUACAAUAGUGAAGUAUAUAAUGGACUAUUUAAAUUUAUUUGGUUGACAUUUUGUGAAAAGGUUUAUCAUUACACUAGCUGAAGAUAAGAUAUCAGAUUGAUACUCUCUUUAUGUUAAAAUUCCUGUACAGGCCCUAUACUUUUUAUGUUGACUUCAUGGAAAUUGAAAUACCCUAUGUAAUUUAUUUUGGUUAUGGUACCUCACUUUGAUAUUGCUUUACACAUUUACACUAUUCCAGCGUUUUAUAAAGAAGAAGAAUGUUGUGUUUAGCAGUAAACAGCUAUAUCAGUUUUUCAAAUGAAGUGCUAAUUUUUUAAAAAAUCUGUUGAACAAUUUCUGUAAGAUUUCAAUAUUUUUUCCUGCUGUGUUCUGUUUAAUGUUCACUAAACUUAAUUAAAACUAUUAAAAAGAAAAUAUUUUGUAUUAUUUUUAAAAUGUUUUUAUUAAAACUAAAUUCAGGUAUAUUAAAAAAUUGUGGCGUUUUAUUUUUAUUUACAUAUUUAAAUUUAACUGAAGAUAUCGUUGAAAAUGUAUAGAAUAAGACUUUGUGGGGUUUUAUUUUGUUGCAAUGCUUUCAGUUUCAGUGCACAUUAUUCACUCCUGCCAUUUUUUACAAUUGAUUAAAUAAUAAUUAAAUUUUUAAGGUUCAGGAAACAAUUUUCUAUAAUAAUCUUAUCUUUUUUUAUUACUCUGGAGAGUACAGGGGUA